Messenger RNA from Lucilia sericata (common green bottle fly), 411 nucleotides. RefSeq names its product patched domain-containing protein 1-like. Gene Ontology annotation, cellular component: plasma membrane; cytoplasmic vesicle membrane. Lineage: Eukaryota; Metazoa; Arthropoda; Insecta; Diptera; Calliphoridae. The annotation marks the transcript as partial. The transcript has 3 exons. The record is from RefSeq and is a predicted model, not a curated record.
AAGAAGAAAAUAAAUAUUUCUUAAAAGCUAUAAAUUUCAAAUAAAAUCGCUAAAAAAAACGAAUCCCCUGUAAUUUUCAAAAUAUUAUUUGGAUUACUUUAAAAACAAACAUUUGAACAAAAUCCAGCCUCAAGAUGACUUGUGGCAUAUCGUGUGUGGACAAAACGUUAAAUAAAACAUUUUUUCAUUUGGGCGUUUUUAUAGCCAAACAUCCGGGUUAUUUUAUUAUUGUGCCAAUACUUUUAACUUUAUUAUGUAUAACGGGCUUCCAACAAUUAAAGUAUCAAAUUGAUCCAGAAUAUCUAUUUUCACCCAUUAAUGGAGAGGGUAAGGCUGAAAGAGCAAUCGUUGAACAAUAUUUUAAAGUCAAUUAUACGCAUCGUUUUAAUGUGGGUCGCAUAACAAGGCCAG